CACUUCCAGUCCCAGAGUAUUUUUUGAAAGACAGUGAAGAUCUCGUUCAGUCGUUGUGACUUUUGGUCCCAAUGAUUUACCUGCUGAUUAUCCUGAGAGGCCUGAAUUGAUAAUCGAUCUCUUUUGUCGUCGCGGCGGUGAGUGAUAUAGCAGUUGCCAAGAUAAUGGCUGCGAAAACUAUUCUGCAACGUGGAGUUCUGUUCAGCCGUGCUGCGGUGCGCCAGCAGCUGCCUGCAGGCUUCAGUCCGGCUACACUGCAGCUCGACGGCGGCAGGCCGAAGCCACUGGAGCUGGAGAGUGUUGAAGCGGUAAUGCCACGCUAUCAAUACUCUACACCACCAUUCAUGCGGCAUGAGAUAGUGCAGUCAAGCUCAACAUCGAGCACAACACGCUAUGCUGGAGCUCACCCCAACCCACAGAAAUUGGCCACCAAGGCUGCGCUCUAUGGAUUUGUAAUUGCUUUUUCCGGAUGCUUAGCGCUGCUUGGUCUUGGAUCGCUGCUUGGUCUGGGAAGAAGACGUCGCUCUAGCCACUCUGAGGCCCCAAUCACAAACACUGCCCAAGAUGCUGCUGCUACUGCUGCUGCUGGAGUUCAACCAAGCCCUGGCAAAUCAUAAGAACAGAGCCGUGUUUGUGUGAUAUGACUCUACUUCGAUGGAACUUGAUGACCCAUACCUGCUAUCCUGUCACGGUAAGGCUGUUUUGUAGAUUGUCUGCCACGGUGACAUACUCCGCUCCGAUGUCAGUGUAUGCGUUUUGCUUCUGGACCGGCUGUGCAUCGGUGGUGUUUCUCUCAAUCAGACGGCUUCCUUUGGAUCAGACUUACUUUCACAGCAACCUUGGUCGUUGAUCUGUAGGAGUGUUUGAUGUGACUCCAUGAUGAUGAUGAACAAACGUUACUCUGGCGGCAUCGGCAAGCAGGUUUGCUUCUGCUGUACAUGAAUGGAGUCAGUGGCUUUCAAGAUUGACAAAUGACGGAACUGUGCGUUGAAGCGCAAUUGUCCUGGGCGCCGUGAUCAACACGAGCUGUCGAUAUGGAGCCGUGUUCUACACGCCAGCAGUUCAUCUUGACCGGUAGUAUUUAUUAUCUACUGUAGCAAUCUCUUCCCGAGUGUUUACAAUACCUUUUUCAAUAUUUUCCAAGUGUGUCAGUCCCUGUGCAUGCCCUACUGGCAGUUGCAUGGCAUCCAUCUUGCCAGGCAGAGUAGGUUUGUCUCUAACUCUCAGCCUGACAACUCACUGCAAUGAUGAUGACGGCUUUAUCUCGAAAGGCUAGCUUGGUUUUCUCAAGACAACAGAUUUCGAAUCGAAUAAUGUGCCUGUGACACUAAUGCUC
This is a messenger RNA of Sycon ciliatum, 1336 nucleotides long. RefSeq lists its product as uncharacterized. Lineage: Eukaryota; Metazoa; Porifera; Calcarea; Leucosolenida; Sycettidae. The record is from RefSeq and is a predicted model, not a curated record. The coding region runs from base 165 to 617 and encodes 150 amino acids. The transcript has 3 exons.